Molecule: messenger RNA, 804 nt
Organism: Ordospora colligata OC4
Lineage: Eukaryota; Fungi; Microsporidia; Ordosporidae
Exons: 1
Coding region: 1-804 (267 amino acids)
Source: RefSeq, a predicted model, not a curated record
AUGUUCAGAGAAAGAAUUUUGUUGGUACUCUUGAUGGCAGGACUAGGCGUAUGCCGAUCACUAACCGAUAUAGAGAUAGAAGAUCUCAACAGCUACAUUGAUGACAGUAAUUACUAUAAUGAAAGUAAACCUAACUACAGUACAUACACUAAUGGGAAUGUCCAAGUGAUCAACGAAAAUAACAAUUCACCUGCAAACAGAGUUGUUAACAUUGAGGUAUAUGUUUCAGAGAAGUCAAGGGAUAAGUAUACCAGCAUAGGCUUGUCGAUUGAUAAUAUUGUAAAAGAAAUGGCGGAUGAGUUAGAGAAACUAAUCAACGAAAGUAUGGGCUCAGGCAAACAUGCGCAUGAUAGCAAAUACAAAAAACCGUUUAAGAUUAAUGCAGAGGUCCAAGCAGCAAUGCCCAAUGGUGUUGACCUAGACGUGUGUGAUGGAGAUAUUGGAAACUUUAAGAGAGGACUGUACAAGGUAGAUGAACAGAGAAAGACAAAAAAUCCGGUGGUUCUUCUGUACAAUUGUUCCUCAACUAUGUAUUCUUCAUACUUUUCAUCAGCACUUCUUCCAUUACCGGUUACUAUUGUGAGACAGAUUCCAGAGUGUUUAAAUGAUGUAGCAUCGUUUGCAGAGACCGAGCUGAUGAAGAUCAAGUCUAUUCUGAUCAAUUCAUUUUAUACUUCGAUAGGAUCGUAUGAGGAUGGAGUGUUAGAGUAUGACGAGAUAGUAUCUGGAGACCAGAUCCUGAGACCUUUCCGGUUAAUCGGCAAACGCAUGCCCUUGUUUGGAGGAUCGUGCUACAAAGAUUAA